Sinocyclocheilus rhinocerous is the source of this 1592-nucleotide messenger RNA. RefSeq names its product zinc finger protein 501-like. The transcript is spliced from 4 exons. NCBI's taxonomy places the organism in Eukaryota, Metazoa, Chordata, Actinopteri, Cypriniformes, Cyprinidae. The record is from RefSeq and is a predicted model, not a curated record. The coding region runs from base 124 to 1467 and encodes 447 amino acids.
CGCGUUGUUUACUCGGUGUUGACUUCUGAGGCGAGCGCGGUUUGUGUGUUUGCGGACUUAAACACUCAGAACAACAGGCAACACGCAUAAGUUCAGUGACGCUGCUCCCACAAACCCUGCAGAAUGAACUGCUCUGAAGAUACUGAAGAACAAAAAGAGUUGAUUGAAGAAAAUAAGGAGAAUAAAGAAUUGAGUGAAAUUGAGGAGAAAAAUAAUGCCAAAACUGGAGAAAAACAUUUGAGUUGCUCUCAAACUAAACAGAAAAAUGUAAAGAAAGGAGGAGCCCAGAAAUCUGUCACCUGCACUCAGUGUGGAAAGAGUUUCACAUGCAAAUAUAGUCUUGAUGUUCACAUGAGAGUUCAUACUGGAGAGAAACCGUUCACUUGUGAUCAAUGUGGGAAGAGUUUCAAACAAUCAGCAAGCCUUAAGAGACACAUGAACAUCCACACUAGAGAGAAACCAAACAAGUGUUCAUACUGUGACAAGAGAUUCAGUCGGUCAGAAAUCCUGAAAACACACGAGAGGAUCCACACUGGAGAAAAACCGUACACAUGUGAUCAGUGCGGGAAGCGUUUUGCACAAAGAGGACACCUUACAGAGCAUAUGAACAUCCACCCUGGAGAAAAACCUUACAAGUGUUCACACUGUGACAAGAGAUUCAAUCAGUCAGGAAUCCUGAAAAAACAUGAAAGGAUCCACACUGGAGAGAAACCGUACAAGUGUUCAGACUGCGACAAGAGAUUUAAUCGUUCAGCAAAUCUGAAAGCACACAAGAUUAUCCACACUGAAGAGAAACCAUACACUUGUGAUCAGUGCGGGAAAAGUUUUGCACAAAAAGGACACCUUACGACACAUAUGAGAGUUCAUACUGGAGAGAAGCUGUUCACUUGUGAUCAAUGUGGCAAGAGUUUCAAACAGUCAUCAUAUCUUAAAGGACACAUGAACAUCCACACUGGAGAGAAAUUGUACGCAUGUGAUCAAUGCGGAAAAACAUUUUUGUGGGCUUCAUACCUGAAGAAGCACCUGAAAGUUCAUAGAAAGGAGAAGCCAUAUUCGUGUUCUUUAUGCGAGAGGAGUUUUUCACGUCUAGCACAUUUAAAAGAACAUCAGAAAAUACAUACUGGUGUAAGAGAGUACAUGUGCUUUGAGUGUGAAAAGACUUUUACUUCAGCCAACAGUUUAAAACUGCAUGAGAGGAUUCACUCCGGAGCAAAACCUUAUGAGUGUUCACACUGCGACAAGCGAUUCCGUUACCGAGAAAAUCUGAAAACACACGAGAGGAUCCACACUGGAGAGAAACCGUACAAGUGUUUACACUGCGACAAGAGAUUCAGUCAGUCAAUACAUUUGAAAAGGCAUGAGAGGAUCCACACUGGAGAGAAACCGUAUCACUGCACUGCAUGUGGGAAGUGUUUCAAUCGUUCAUCUUCUCUACACAGUCAUACAAAAAACUAUCACAGUAAGUAGAUCAUCUUCAGAUCCAGCAUUUUCAGAUCUGAUGCCGCGCUCUCACCAAAUGUGAGACAAUAAUGCGUCAAGCAAUAAAAUAUCAUCUGGAUAAAUCUGUCCUCACCAGCCAUUACAAGCGACAU